AUGCGUUUCUCUGCUGCUCUUGUCGCCUCUGUCGCGGCCACUCUGGUGGCUGCCCACCCUGGAGCUGAUAUCCAGCAGGAGCUCCACGAGCGCCGCGAGUUCAUCUCCAACUCCAAGCGCACCAACCUGGACCACUGCUCUGCCAAGCACAAGGCUCGCGGCCUCGAGCAGCGUGGCAUUGAGCGCCGCAAGAACUUGGCCGCCAUGAACGCCAAGCGUGGCAUCCUCGCACGUGACCCCAGUGACAUCAACAAGACUCACUUGUCUGAUGCCGACUUUGACGAGACUACUCCUCUCGAGACCGUCUUUGCCCAGGAUGCUUCGUGUGUGCUCUCUCCCGAGGAGACCGAGGGUCCUUACUACGUCUCUGGUGAAUACGUCCGCACCGACGUUCGCGAGACCCAGGAGGGUAUUCCUCUGUACCUUGAUGUCGCCAUUUACGACGUCGAGACCUGCGAGCCCAUCCCUGAGCGCUGGUUCGAGCUCUGGCACUGCAACUCGACUGGUGUCUACGCCGGUGUCGGCUCUGGUGGCAACUUCACCGAGGCCCCCGAGAACCUGAACAACACCUUCCUCCGCGGCUUCCAGCUCACGGACGAGGACGGUGCCGUCCAGUUCCUGACCACCUACCCCGGUCACUACUCCGGCCGUGCCAUCCACAUCCACGUGGCCGUCCACCCCAACGCCACUGCCCGCGAGAACGGCACCAUCUACGACCUGACUGCCAACCACGUCGGCCAGCUGUACUUUGACCAGGACCUCACCGACGCUGUCGAGGCCUACUCUCCUUACAACACCAACACCCAGCCCGUCACCACCAACGCCGAGGACUUCCUCCUGCUCGACGGCCUUGCCACCAGCGACCCUAUUGUCCAGUACGUUCUCCUCGGUGAUGACAUCUCCGACGGUCUCUUGGCCUGGAUCAGCUUUGGUGUCAACACCACCUACACCCGCACCAUCUCGGACGCCGCCACCUACUACGAGGGCGGCGGUGUCUCCAACGGCGGAGGUGCUGGAGGUCCCGGCGGUCCCGGUGGCCCGCCCCCAUCUGGCUUCCCUUCCGGCCCCGGCGGACCGAUCCCGACUGCUCCCCCGCGUCUGUAA
Pestalotiopsis fici W106-1 is the source of this 1104-nucleotide messenger RNA. RefSeq lists its product as uncharacterized. The record is from RefSeq and is a predicted model, not a curated record. Gene Ontology annotation, molecular function: oxidoreductase activity, acting on single donors with incorporation of molecular oxygen, incorporation of two atoms of oxygen; ferric iron binding. Lineage: Eukaryota; Fungi; Ascomycota; Sordariomycetes; Amphisphaeriales; Sporocadaceae. Bases 1 to 1104 code for a protein of 367 amino acids. The transcript has 4 exons.